UGAAGUCUCCCGGUGGAAAGCAACCCCGCCGGGGGGCCGGGAGGACGCCGGAGGGAGGGUGGUGGGUGAGUGGCGGCGAGCCCCCAGCAGCGUGGACUUUUGGGGGGGCGCUGGGGGGGCGGCGGAGGAGGGCCGGGGCUGGGGCUGGCCGCCGCGGACCUGGCCGUAGAUGACUGCAGAAGCGCAGCAGGCUCUGUCCUCUCAGCCCCCUCCUCCUCCGGUGCAGAGCAGCUACGGCCCCAUGUCCUCCGUGGCUGAGAAGCAGCCGCAGAGCUCGGCCAUGGACGCCGCCUCCGCGGGGACCGGCGGCGCGGCCGGCAGCGCCCCGGGCAGCGGCGGGGCCCCGGGCAGCGGCGGCCCCAAGGCGAAGAAGACGAACGCGGGGAUCCGGCGGCCGGAGAAACCGCCUUAUUCCUACAUCGCCCUCAUCGUCAUGGCUAUCCAGAGCUCUCCCUCCAAACGCCUGACCCUCAGCGAGAUCUACCAGUUCUUGCAGAGCCGCUUCCCUUUCUUCCGAGGCUCCUACCAGGGCUGGAAAAACUCGGUGCGCCACAACCUCUCGCUCAACGAGUGCUUCAUCAAGCUGCCCAAGGGCUUGGGACGCCCGGGCAAGGGCCACUACUGGACCAUCGACCCGGCCAGCGAGUUCAUGUUCGAGGAGGGCUCGUUCCGCCGCCGGCCCCGCGGGUUCCGGAGGAAAUGCCAGGCGCUGAAGCCCAUGUACAGCAUGAUGAACGGGCUCAGCUUCAACCACCUCCCCGACAGCUACGGCUUCCAGGGCUCGGCCGGCGGGCUCUCCUGCCCCCCCAACAGCCUCUCCCUCGAAGGGGGCUUGGGGAUGAUGAACGGGCAUUUGUCCAGCAACGUGGAGGGGAUGGGCCUGGCGGGACACUCCGUGCCCCACCUGCCCGCCAACGGUGGGCACACCUACAUGGGCGGCUGCACCGGCUCCUCGGCCGGGGAAUACCCGCACCACGACAGCUCCGUGCCCGCAUCCCCGUUGCUCCCCGCCGGCGGCGUGAUGGAGCCGCACUCGGUUUACUCCAGCUCGGCCUCGGCGUGGGCGCCCAGCGCCUCGGCGGCCCUCAACACCGGCGCGUCCUACAUCAAGCAGCAGCCCCUGUCGCCCUGCAACCCCACGGCCAACCCGCUCUCCUCCAGCCUCUCCACGCACUCCCUCGACCAGCCCUACCUGCACCAGAACAGCCACAACACCGCCGACCUCCAAGGCAUCCCGCGGUAUCACUCGCAGUCUCCGAGCAUGUGCGACAGAAAGGAAUUCGUCUUCUCUUUCAACGCCAUGGCCUCCUCCUCCAUGCAUUCAGCGGGCAGCGGCUCCUAUUACCACCAACAAGUGACAUACCAGGACAUCAAGCCGUGCGUUAUGUGAGCCGGGGCGGAAAAACCCCCUCCUGGGGCCGGCCGGGCCUGAGGCGGCCGCUGAGCAUCCCCCAGGACCCUCUCGGUGGCAGGGGGGUGUCCCAGCCUGGCUUUGGGCAGCAGGAACAGACUGGAGCCCCGGGAAGCGGCGGGAGCGCGGAGUGCGGCCCCGGGAAUGAGCAUCGGCCGCGGGUGCGAGCCCGCAGCGUCUCUGCCUUCUUCUGCUCGGGGAGGGCUUGAGAAGAAAGCAAAAGCAGCCCCCCCGUCCGUCCCGAAAGCCCCGACUGCGAGUUUGGGGUGAGGCUUUGCCAAAUGAGGUUUCGAUGCUUCUUUAAAAAAAAUGAAAUUAUAAACUCAGUUUGGGAAUUGGCGGUGAGCGAUGCCACCGGCUUGGCUGGGAGGAGCAGAGCCGGAUCGGGCUGAGGGGGCUGGAAAAGACCCCGAACUCAAAUCCCCUCGGUCCCGUCUCACUUCGAGCCCGGAAAAAUACUUUUUAAAAAUUUUUUUCCUUUUCUUUUUUUUUUUCUUUCCUUCCUUUUUUAUUUUUUUUUUUUUUUGCCGGCA
Messenger RNA from Corvus hawaiiensis (hawaiian crow), 1944 nucleotides. RefSeq names its product forkhead box F1 (gene FOXF1). Gene Ontology annotation, cellular component: nucleus. Gene Ontology annotation, biological process: regulation of transcription by RNA polymerase II; animal organ morphogenesis. Gene Ontology annotation, molecular function: DNA-binding transcription factor activity, RNA polymerase II-specific; RNA polymerase II cis-regulatory region sequence-specific DNA binding. Bases 170 to 1390 code for a protein of 406 amino acids. The transcript has 2 exons. The record is from RefSeq and is a predicted model, not a curated record. Lineage: Eukaryota; Metazoa; Chordata; Aves; Passeriformes; Corvidae.